GUUUUGUGUCUCCGUCUCUCAGAGUAGGCGCGUGUAACUAACCCUUCAACGCGAACACGUUCCUUCCUUCAUCCCAUCUGAAAAACUAGUCUUCUCUGUGCCUCCUUGAAACCCUAAUAAUGAAGAACGCAACAGAAGCUUCUUCGUAAUGGGUCAGCAACUUCGUCGAGCCGUUGGUAAAGUCAAAGAAGUCGAGAAAUUUCCAUCAAGGGUCGCCGCCGAUCGGAGAUCGCUUCCAAAAGAAGAGCUCACCGCCGUGAAACCUCCGUCUACAGCCGCCGUUGACGGUGUUUCAGAUGAAGAAGCUCGGAGAAAGAGUGAUGAUAAUGUUUUAGAAGAACGAGACCCAAUGUACGAUACAAUGUUGAACCAAAUGGUUGGGAGGAUAAAAGCUAAACCAGGAGGCAAAGCUGAGAUGGGAGAGGCAUCGGUAGUGGAAACGUCGAAGAGGCCGCUCCCAAAGCUCCGGAACACGACUCCUGAAUCAACAAGGUACGAGGAGAAACCAGUGCCUCAAGGAACGUUGAACGUGGCACAAGUCAGACACAUCAUGCUUCUCUAUCAGGGGAAAGCUCAGGAUCACAACGGUCCGAUGAGUGUGGAGGAGAUAGCUAAAAACUACAGGAUUGACGUCUCCCAGGUCCAGAAAAUCACACAGUUCUUGUCUUUGCCUCCAGAGGUUACUGAUAAGCAGAAGAAACGAUAUGAAUAAAUGUAAGAGGUUCUGUUUGGUUCAUUAUAGAAAUUUUUGUGCGUCUAUGUGUAACACAGAACCAGAUAUGACAUUGACUUUGAUUUUUUUUUUCUGUGAGCAAUAAUGUAUGACAAUGUAUCUAAGAAUACAAAGCUAUGUAUAACAAGAUGUGAUUCUGUGGAAACAGCAGUUACGUUAGAUUGUCGAUAUAAAUGAAAAUGUUAAAG
Molecule: messenger RNA, 921 nt
Organism: Eruca vesicaria subsp. sativa (arugula)
Lineage: Eukaryota; Viridiplantae; Streptophyta; Magnoliopsida; Brassicales; Brassicaceae
Source: the annotation of a GenBank genome assembly